Messenger RNA from Symbiodinium pilosum, 2171 nucleotides. The record is from the annotation of a GenBank genome assembly. NCBI's taxonomy places the organism in Eukaryota, Dinophyceae, Suessiales, Symbiodiniaceae.
GCCACAAAUCUGAACCUGAGCCAGCAACGCUCCAGACAAAAGAUUCAAGAGCCAGUGCUGAAGAGAAGUACCUCCAGGAUGUGGUGAAGGUAUCGUCGAGACAUCAGCAUGAUCCCUCGAGGUGGAAGAAGGAAUUUGCGGAUGCAGGCGAUGGCACAAACAACCCGGACAUGAACUGCAUCCGCAAGCUGCGGAAAGAGAUUUGGAACCAAACGGAGAUGAUUUUCCAGGAGCUGGAUGAGUCAGCCAGCCUGGACAAAGCGCGAAGCACCACACUGUUUCAACCAGGUGAUUUUUCGAAUUGCGAGUCUCCGGCAGUCAACUGUGGUCAUUGCAUGCCGGAGGUAGAGGUGGUUGAGUGCGACAUUCUGGACAAAGCUGAAGCAUUUGCCAAAGAGAUGGGUGCUGUGGCCGUUCUGAACAUGGCCUCUGCGUCAUCUCCUGGUGGCGGGGUGCGAAAUGGCGCUGGGGCGCAGGAAGAGAACUUGUGCCGGAGAAGUGACUUGUACCGGUUCCUGGCACCCCAAUGGCGCAGUCUGUAUCCGAUACAGAAAAACGCAUGCCUAAUAUCGGAAAAUGUGACCAUCCUCCGCGGCUCCGAGAAAAACGGAUAUCCUUUCCUAGAUCAGCCCUUCAAGGUGACCAUCCUCACCUGUGCUGCGCUGCAACGGCCUCCAAUCUCUGGGCAGAGGUACAGGGAUCCACAAGAUGAGAAUUGCAUGCGGGAGAAGGUCCGGGCCAUCCUGGGGGCGGCCCAGAAAAGCGGCUGCAGGGCCUGCGUGCUCUCGGCCUUCGGCUGCGGUGCCUUCGGCAACCCGCCCGAGGCGGUGGCGCGCCUCUUCAAGGAAGAGCUGAGGACAGCGAAGCUGCACAAGGUGAGCUUCUGCAUCUUUAACGAUCAUAAUGCGGGCCGCGCGCAUAACCCGAGAGGCAACUACAUCCCUUUCAAGGAAGUGUUCGAGCUGGAUGUGAUGUCUGUCUGUAAUUUGCUUGAGUGUGCUGUUGGACAGAUUGUUGCCUGGCUGAAGGUUUGGGCAUUGGCGGAUGAGUGGCAGCGAUGUCGCAUCUUGCGAAUUGAGCCCGGAGAGGUUCAGAUACAAUGGCUGGAGGCCGAUGUGGCGCCGCUUGCGGGGAGCAACGCCACCUUGCCACCAACACGGCUCAGGCUGGGUGGAAAGACAAUUGAGUGCAGUGAGAAGGUAGCCAAGCUGAAGACGCGCCUUGGCGGCCUCUGCGGCCGUGCAGCUCUCUGCCUCUUCGGGCGUGUGGGGAACCUCUUCGGGCCGUUCCAUGAGGAUGGCUCGACUGGAGAGGUGCUGGAGAUCUCUGCACCGUCCGUGUGGGAGCAUGUGGUGCGAGCCAAUAGCGACCUGCACUGGGACAUCUUUGCACACACAUGGGACGAGAGUCUGGCACCAGCGAUCGAGGCAGCUUUUGCGCCAGUGGCGUUGCAUGCAGAGCCACAGCCAGACUUGCCCACGGUGCAGAGCUUCGGAGAGACAUGCAGACGCAGUGUACAGCUGAAACGAGACAAGGAAAUUAAAGAUGGCAUGCGCUACGACCUUGUGGUACUUAUGCGGGCCCCCUUGCGGCUUAGCCCAGCGGUUGGCUCCGCUGCCCUUUGGUCCGGGCACUGGUGUUCCAUCCACGCUGAGGACCUGUCGCUGCGCGAGUUGGCGGUGCUGACCCAUGAUCCAAGCUUCCGGCAUGUCCGCUACCGACCCUCCGGUGUAUUCGCACCAUCCCAGUUUGCUCCGACAGGACUCCAUGAUUUCUGGUUCGCUGGCUCUUCUGCUGUCAUGGACCGCUUUGCCUCUUGGGGCUUGAGGGUUCCUGAGCUGCGUGCACGUUUCGGCCUGCAAUCCGAUGAGGUGCCCGUUGAUGUGGGGCACUUCUACACCUUUCUUCAUGCAAAAGAAUUGGGGCUGCCAUUGAAGUUCGAAGGCAUCAGCAACUUUGACUACACGCUUGUUCGUUACCGAAACUGCACGCUUCUCGUUGGCGAGCAGAUUCGUGAUCCAGAUAUUUUCUGCAGCCACUGGGAGAUUAGCAUGACCAGGGAAUGCGAGUCCUGGCGGCUGCAGCAACCCGGUUGGGCUGCCCAGUACUGUCCUUUGGCUGGUAAGCGUGCGGAACUGGUUCCUUGGGGCAAAGAAUGUGGCCCUUUUUGA